AUGGCUUCUCGCACUAUCCCCUAUCGGGAACUGCCACGCUUCUCCGCCUUCAUGUCCCUUCGUCGACUAUAUAAUCCCGCCGGUGCGUCGCUCGACGACGUCUCCUUCCCACGUCCGUACGCCUCUGUCACCCUGAGGUCGGACGCCACCGCUCGGAACCCUUCCCUCUCGGAAAUGACCGUUCCCCAAAACGAGUGCUCAGCCCCCUUCUCUCCCCACUCAUGUCGCUUGCAAGGGACGCUGGCGUCCACCGACUUGGUCGAUAUGGCGAGCAUAAGUCGCUGA
This is a messenger RNA of Penicillium samsonianum, 285 nucleotides long. RefSeq lists its product as uncharacterized. Lineage: Eukaryota; Fungi; Ascomycota; Eurotiomycetes; Eurotiales; Aspergillaceae. The transcript has a single exon. The record is from RefSeq and is a predicted model, not a curated record. Bases 1 to 285 code for a protein of 94 amino acids.